This is a messenger RNA of Guyanagaster necrorhizus, 1158 nucleotides long. RefSeq lists its product as uncharacterized. Lineage: Eukaryota; Fungi; Basidiomycota; Agaricomycetes; Agaricales; Physalacriaceae. The transcript has 4 exons. Bases 91 to 1041 code for a protein of 316 amino acids. The record is from RefSeq and is a predicted model, not a curated record.
AAAGAACCAUAUCAUUGCCAAGGCAGAUGACUGCUUGCUCAGCUGUUUCCUCCUUCGCUUUCUGUCGUCUUUGUUUCUCCGUACACAAGAAUGCCUUCAUACAGUUAUCUCAGCAAAGAACAAGUCGACCACUUUCUGGAGUACGGCUAUAUCGUUAUCAAGGAUGCUUUCACUAAGGAAAAGGCUGCCGAAUGGACCAAGGGCCUCUGGGUCCGGCUUGGUUUGGAUCCUGACGAUAAAUCGACGUGGGAUCGUGAACGCAUCCACAUGCCUGUUCAUAAAAGAGAGGAAGUGACCACUUUUUCCCCCAAGGUUAUGAACGCCAUGGUGGAUUUGCUAGGAGGUGAAGAUCGUAUCGAUCUAGAAGCAUCUACAUGGGGAGAUGGUUUCAUUAUUAACCUCGGCACUCGCGAUGGUACCCAUAUCGAUCCUCAAGAUCUCGAUAAUUGGCAUGUCGAUGGGGACUUUUUCGUCCACUAUUUUGACUCGCCCGAACAAGCUUUGGUUGUCAUUCCUAUAUUCUCUGACAUUGAAUCCGGCGGCGGAGGAACAAUGAUCUCACCUGAUAGUAUAGGCUGUAUCGCCAGGUAUCUUUGGGAUCAUCCCGAAGGAGUCUUGCCCACAGGUCUGUCAUUCACACCGUCGACAUCGAAGAAGACCAAUGUCAGGGACGACCCUGGCUAUUUCUCUUUCCUCGCGGAGAUCAAGGACUGUUCUCAAUUCGUCGAGUUAACUGGCAAGGUUGGCGAUGUCGCCCUACUCCAUCCCUUCAUGUUACAUUCCGCCUCGAAGAAUCCGUUACGAGUGCCUAGGGUUAUCAUCAAUCCACCAGCAUCGCUGAAGGAACCAUUCAGUUACAGUAGGGUGAUUGCUGACGAUUAUAGUUUGGUUGAGCGAAAGACGCUGAAGGCUCUUGGUGUGGAGUCGGCUGUGUUCACUCCCACGACGGAGAGGCGCCGAGUUGUGCCAAAAAGAAUUGCUUCUCAUGCAAAAGCUUUGGAGGAGGAGAAGCAGCGACUAGUCGACGCCGGACUGGUAUGAAAUGGAGACAGGUCGGCUGUAGUUGAUUGAAUGAUUCUAAUGAGAUACACAAUGUGGAAAAAAAUGUGUCUAUAGCUUGGUAGGAACCUUCACUUGUUCGGCAGGCCCGCGUAUAUU